Mesocestoides corti is the source of this 630-nucleotide messenger RNA. The record is from the annotation of a GenBank genome assembly. NCBI's taxonomy places the organism in Eukaryota, Metazoa, Platyhelminthes, Cestoda, Cyclophyllidea, Mesocestoididae.
AUGAAUAGCCCAGGUUUUGACGCGAGCGGCUUCAUUCGAAAGCUGUCGUUGCGUAAAAAGAAGUGGCCCGAUGACUAUUUGUCGGGCGGAGCGCCCAAAACCCGUCGCGGAAGCACCGGCCAGAGAAGCUACCCCUCCCCCACCUCACCGUACUCUCCCUCUUUUUUCGCCCCCUUCGGCGCCUCCCCGCCACCGCCGCCCCAACCCCUCACCUCGCACGCGCUGGCAGAGCUGAGGACGCAGUUCGCCGACCAGAUCAAAUGCCUCGACGCCAAGUUGGACCUCGAUGUGACGGUGAUGUCGGAGCUGCACGAGUUCUACCGGCGACGCGCUCUCGUGGAGCAGGAGUACUCCGACGCCCUGGCUAAACUCGUCAACUCCCUCAAGCACAAACACUCCUGCGAAACUGGGAAAUCCUUGUGGCGUGUUUUUCUGGUGCAAUUAGCAUAUGCAGGCUUCGCGUGCAUUCGAAGUGUGGUCUCAGGGUGUGACACGUGCGCCGCCAGGUCUUAUGCGUCUGUUCCUCCCUAUCCUUCUCCCUCCCUUCCUCCUUCCUCUUCAACCUCCUUCUCGAUCUCCCUCCCCACCCACCUGAGAAAGGUGAUUCAGUUGAAGUUUUGCGCCACCUAG